AAUUUUUUUUUUUCGCAAUUAUUUCGACUGUGACAAAACAUUUUGAGGCGAUAUUGUCAGAUAAUGUGGUAUAAUUAUUGUCAUCAGUUGAACAUUUAUCGAUGAUUAGUGUUUGAAAGCAAAAAAGAAACAAUUUUCUCCUAUUUGUUCAGUGCAAACGUUUGUUUCCUAGGCAAUGCAAUCGAUGGCGCACUCAUUUGUCAAACGUCUGAAAUUUCAAACAUAAACAAACCCCUCGUCGGUGACAGUUAUACGUAGACAUUCAGUGCAGUUUGUGCUGUCAUUCGCUCCGGUAUUUUUUUUUUGUACGUUGUUAUUUUAUGAUUGGUAAAAAUGACGCAGAUUAUUGAGUUCACGAAGCAUUCCGACAACUAUUUGGUGUAUCAUUUUGAUUUUGAGUGUAAUGACACCAGUGCGAUUGGAACGUAUACAGGAAACUGUUCGCUCAAUAAAUUCAUGAACUUGAACGAUUGGCAUACGAUUUUGGGUGAUUUGAGUGCACCGGUGGGAAAAUAUGUGGAAAAUCCAUUCAGGCAGCCAACCGACGCGGUACGACAGAUUGAUGGUACAAAUUUUGAACUGCAUAUCCAUUGGGAGGAUAUGGAUGCAUCGCUGUACUCGAAGCUAUUGUCGUCGUUAGAUUUUGAUUUAGUAUUUCCGUUUGUGAUUAAAGUUAGAGUAGUGCUACGAUCAAAUGUAGAUAAAUUUAUGAUUCCUGAUACACCGGCAAAAUCACCAGUUCGAAAGAAGACAGCGGAGCGAAAGAAAACGACUGAUACAAGUGCACACAGUUUGAAUGUGUCGAAACUAACGAAUGGUAACGAUAGUGGCCAAUCGAUCAAGUUGCGAGAAUGCUGCGUUCGAUUGCCACUACUGCAAUUCGAUGAGAAUGGUGAUCUGAUUCAAAACCAUAUGGUACGCAAUAAGCGAAAACAUAGUUCAAUUGCGGCCAAUGAAGUGCAGCCCACGAAAAUAACACCCAGCAAAAUUCAUAGCGACCAAAAUGAUUUAUUCAUGUGCUCGAGCAGCAGCACGCCGCUUGCGCGUAAUCACAGCGUGGCACUGAAAGAAAUCGAAAAUGAAGUACGUGAAACAUUCGCCAUUCCAGAUCCAAAGGUGGCAAAACGUGUAACCAAUCGACUUACGACCACACCACGUUCCAGCAAUGAUCGCAAGUCAUCACAGUUCAAUCCACGAAUUCGACUCCUGAAACCACCUGAUGAUGUCAAUCGCCUGAACAAAUCGAAAAAACUGAAGCAAAAAAAUACAGGAAAAAAAACGGGAAAAUCAAAGACAAAAGAUAAAACCACAAAAAAGCCCAAGCCCAAAGCACAGUCUGUUGCAAAUGAAAGUGAAUGGUUUGAAAAACCGGCCGAAAAUCAAAAGGUCAAGAAAGUCAAGCCAAAGAAAAAGUCAUCACCACCGGCAGCACCAGAAAUUAUUAAGUUAGAAGAACGGGACUUAAAAUCACUGACUGAUGAUGAAUUAUGGAAAUCAUUCGAUGACCAUUAUGCAGUUGUUUCGAAUCUAUUCCUUGAUUACUUGAAACAAACUGAUGCAACCGUGCGUAAAUCAGACGAUUACAACCAUAUUGAUAUGCUGUCUCUUGUGACAACCGAUCAGUUUUCAGUCAUGUUAGACAUUUUAUUCGAUAAAUUCGUGAAAAUCGGCGAGUUCGGUGAGAUUUGCUAUGAUACUUUAUUCUUGGAGCUGCUGAUACCCGAAUGGACCCUCGCCAUAUACAUGCAACGCCAUUCGUUGGAUCGUGCCGUGGCCAUUGAACGGAUUAACGCACAGAAAACGGAUGAUAAUCAAAGUUAUGAGGGCUAUACGACCAUUGUCUCUGUCAAACUAGACGAUACAAUGAAUAACACUAAGACGCAUACCACCAUUGAUAAGAUUUAAAUAUGAAAUUGUUUAUUCUUCACUAAAA
Sitodiplosis mosellana (orange wheat blossom midge) is the source of this 1933-nucleotide messenger RNA. RefSeq lists its product as uncharacterized. The record is from RefSeq and is a predicted model, not a curated record. The transcript has 5 exons. Bases 334 to 1905 code for a protein of 523 amino acids. Lineage: Eukaryota; Metazoa; Arthropoda; Insecta; Diptera; Cecidomyiidae.